AUGUCAGAGGAAGAAAGGGAAAAAGUACAACCAGAAGAUAACAAAAGCAUGACGGCGGAUGCCAACGGAAGUGACACUGAUCAAGCGUCUGAAAAAGACGAAGGCGAAAUCCCAGCUUCUGAUGCCAUUGCAGACAUUAUAGCCAACGGGUCCAGCCUAUACUUGUAUCGCGACUUCAGCAACGUUGCAGAAGCGGAGUUGGAAGAUGUCCCCGCUUCAUCACCGCCUCCAUCUCGUGCUGGCGUAGAAACCUCCAUUCGGGUACAAAAGUUCCCAGUGAAGCUUUACGCUAUUCUCGCACAGAAGGAAUUCAACGAGAUCAUUACAUGGCAGCCACAUGGCCGUGCAUGGAAAGUUUUGAAACCCCAAGCGUUUGAAAGUUUAGUCAUGCCGCUGUUUUUUGAAUACAGUAACUACCACUCUUUCAACCGCUUGGUGAAUGCUUGGAGCUUUCGACGAAUCAGCUCGGGUCCUGACCGUGGAUCUUACUAUCAUGAGCUAUUUCUCCGUGGAAAGCCUCAUCUACAAAAGUUCAUGAGACGACUUCCAAAGACCCACAAGAAACUUCCUAUGAAAAAGGAAGACGAGCCUGACUUUUAUGAUAGAGAAAAGAUCACUCCUCUGCCUGGCUUGGAUGAAUCGCAACUUCCAGUCACAUCUAUUAUCUCUCCAAUGAAGCGCUCCAUGGCUGGAUCUGCUGGUAUUAGACCCAGCUUAACUGGGUCUCUCCCAGCAGGAACCCCUGGUCUUGGAAUGAGGGAGUCGCUAGAAGCCAGUAGAGAGCAAUUGCUGAAUCUGAAUCCCAGGUUGGGCUUGAAUCCUCAAUUUGGUGCGUUGGCACCUUUUGGAGGCAUGUCUCAACUCAACAGCAUGCAAGCCCUUGGCAGACUUGGCGGCAUGGGAGCUCUAGGUGCUAUUGGGUGCCUUGGUGGCGGCCUUACCAGUUUCAAUCCAGGAGCUGCCCUUGGGCCACCUGGAUCGCAAGGAAUUGGAGCAGCUCUGAGAGCUUCACAGUUGGGCGUUGGUCUGGGCCUGAAUAAUCCAGGAUUUAUGAACCCUUCCAACAAUCCGAUGGACCUCCGCCGUUUACAAGAGUUGGAGGCAAUGGAAAGACAGGCAUUUGGUCUUGGAGCCGCCAACCGGUAA
Messenger RNA from Cylindrotheca closterium, 1146 nucleotides. The record is from the annotation of a GenBank genome assembly. NCBI's taxonomy places the organism in Eukaryota, Bacillariophyta, Bacillariophyceae, Bacillariales, Bacillariaceae.